Nasonia vitripennis (jewel wasp) is the source of this 1655-nucleotide messenger RNA. It is a transcript of the gene Hacd1, whose product is annotated as very-long-chain (3R)-3-hydroxyacyl-CoA dehydratase hpo-8. Gene Ontology annotation, cellular component: endoplasmic reticulum membrane. NCBI's taxonomy places the organism in Eukaryota, Metazoa, Arthropoda, Insecta, Hymenoptera, Pteromalidae. Gene Ontology annotation, biological process: sphingolipid biosynthetic process; fatty acid elongation; very long-chain fatty acid biosynthetic process. Gene Ontology annotation, molecular function: 3-hydroxyacyl-CoA dehydratase activity. The transcript has 5 exons. Bases 686 to 1399 code for a protein of 237 amino acids. The record is from RefSeq and is a predicted model, not a curated record.
UUACGUAAGCAGCUUAAUCCCAAAGAGUUCAUUAUAUAUUGUUUGACACUUGUUUUGAACGUUUAGUGCGUAUAAAGAUACUUUGCUGAGUCGAAAAUUUGAAAAUAAUUAGUGCAGGUAUUGUGCGACUACGGGAAUCAAACGACCAUCUCGAUAACUGUAAUUGGAAAAAGCCUGCUAUUAUAUAAUACCGCAAUCAAAUUAAUCAUUCUCUACUAUAAAAAUAUGUUUGUGUUUUGAUGAUUUGGCACGAUCUCUCUCUCUCUCUAUAUAUAUAUAUAUAUAUAUAUAUAUAUACACCGACCCACAUUGGACAAUAAUCAUAUAGAGGUAAAUAUAUCACCUGUCAAAAAAGUGAGGUUAGGAGUAAACCAAAUAUCACACUUGUAUAGCUCUGCCACAAGCAUAAGCAUAUAUACCUUAUAAGCAGAGAGAGAGAGAGAGAGAGAGAGAGAGAGAGAGAGAGAGAGAGAGAGAGCGAGAUGCGGUGCCAAGGUGGCAAGUAUUUUUCGUGAUUACGAAACAUGCUAAUGAACUCUUGAAUUUUCUUUAACUAAUCCGGCAAGUCAUCGGGCGCGUAGCCCGUUAUCUGUCUCUUUUGGGAAGUGACCACGAUUGAAGUUGGACGUUUUUGGCAGCUUAAAGAGUUAACGUUUUGAAAAAAUAAUAAUAACAGUAUAAUACAAUGGCCAGUGAAAAAAGUACAAAAUCCAAAGAAGUUGGUGCUGUUGCCAAAUUUUAUUUAAUUGCUUACAAUUUUCUUCAAGUCUUAGGAUGGUGCUAUAUCCUAUUCAAAGUAGUAAACUUUUACUUGGGAAAUGAAGAUAAAAACAGAACUUUAUGGGAAGUCGUAGAGCUAGCAGUUGUUAUUUUCCAAAAUGCUGCUGCUCUAGAGAUUAUGCAUGCCGCUGUUGGAUUGGUGAAGUCAAAUCCAGUAUUGACUACAUUCCAAGUUUUAAGCCGAGUUGUAGUUGUAUGUGGUGUGAUACUGGCAACACCUAGGAGCUAUGCCGCUGCAUCGUCUGGUUUGCCUUUAGCACUGAUUGCUUGGUCAAUCACUGAGAUAAUAAGAUAUGGUUACUACUUUGCAAAUCUUAUCAAAGUUGUGCCCCAUUUCCUUGUUUGGCUAAGAUACACAUUGUUUAUUGCACUAUAUCCAAUUGGUAUAACUGGUGAACUCCUGUGCUUCUAUGCUGCUACGCAAUAUGCCCAUGCCCAUAAAACUGCUUGGAGUUAUGUUCUUCCAAAUGCUUGGAACUUUACCUUGAGCUACCAUUAUGCUCUUGUUUCCAUAAUGCUUUUGUACAUUCCAUUAUUCCCUCAUCUAUAUUUACACAUGUUCUCUCAAAGGCGCAAGAUUUUAGGAACUACUGAAAAAGUUUCAAAGAAAGUACAUUAAUUAAAAGCUUGAUGUGCAUUUACUAAAGAAAAGUACAAAGUUUUCAAAAAGAAUAUUCCAUGACAGUAUUUUGCAUCACAAGAAAACUUUUUGAAAACUAUUAAUGGGACAAAGACUAUAGACUAUUUUUACAAAAAUAAUGUAAGGCGAUGUGUUAUUUAAUAAAAUAUUUUAUGUUAGGGAUUGUUAUUUAAUCAAGGUUUUGUAUUUUUUACUGAAUAAAAUACGAUUUGGUUAACAAAUUACUAAAAUAAAA